GCAUUCCGCGCGCGAGAGGUAACCAGAACGUACGAAGGGGUUUGUAAAUGGACACUGCCGCGGUCAUGUAGACGGAAGCUCUGCAUACAAUGACAUGGGUGUAAGAAGGUUGCUGAAGCAGAGGCCGAUCCAGCUAGCCAUCGCCCAACGUUAUUCGGAGGAUCUGUACGUUUGGGGUGACAAUUUUGCCCCGUUCCUUGUGGAAGUUCAUUUUCGGGGUCGAGAGCAACAUAGCUCAGGUGGUCUGGAUUCAGGCAGGGAAAGAGCAGCCGGGAAGAGUGAGAUCGCAGAGGGAAGGUUGACGAUCGCUUUGCGAUUAAGCAGCGCAGUCUCGAGUUGGUGUCGUAAGAAGAGCUACUCUGCUUCUGAGGUGAACAUGCGCUCGUCUGCAUGGAACGCAUAUACCGUCGGCUUCGCCCUGUUCAUCUCGAGGAUGUAAAGACAGUCGAGGACACACACUUAUGCUGCAAACUCUAGAAACUCAAGUGCAUCCGGCUGAGUUGUGCAGUACAAGGUGUUGCG
This is a messenger RNA of Schizophyllum commune H4-8, 522 nucleotides long. RefSeq lists its product as uncharacterized. The coding region runs from base 95 to 439 and encodes 114 amino acids. The transcript is spliced from 4 exons. NCBI's taxonomy places the organism in Eukaryota, Fungi, Basidiomycota, Agaricomycetes, Agaricales, Schizophyllaceae. The record is from RefSeq and is a predicted model, not a curated record.